Molecule: messenger RNA, 3884 nt
Organism: Chelonus insularis
Lineage: Eukaryota; Metazoa; Arthropoda; Insecta; Hymenoptera; Braconidae
Gene: HPS4
Product: Hermansky-Pudlak syndrome 4 protein
Exons: 3
Coding region: 243-2789 (848 amino acids)
Biological process (GO): protein targeting; vesicle-mediated transport; melanosome assembly
Cellular component (GO): lysosomal membrane; cytoplasmic vesicle; BLOC-3 complex
Molecular function (GO): small GTPase binding; guanyl-nucleotide exchange factor activity
Source: RefSeq, a predicted model, not a curated record
AUAGUGUCUACUCAGCUCCAAUUUCAAUCAAUAGUGUGUAAUACCAUUCCUUACUGUGUAACCAUGUACAAUAAAGCUUUUAUUACGUAACAAAAAUGAACAAACCUUUCGAAAAAUUAUCUACGUGGAUUUCAUUAUCACAUAUGUGGCCACGAUAAUUUAUUAAAUACUAGGGACAAGGACAGAACGGGCUUCUAGCAUAAGUACAUUCCUCUUUGACAUCCACAACUUAAGUCAUCACCAUGGCAAAGGAAAUGAUGAUCGUCUUCAUUUAUGAUACUUCACGGUGUCGUAAAGAAGAAGAUGAUCCAGCUGAAGCAGUAAUGUAUUUUCAUCCAGCAUGGGUAUCUCCAGUUCAACGUUUGGCAUUGGCUGGACAGCUAAUGGGAGUUCAUCAUUUUCUCAGUACUUGUUUCUCACCUCCAAAACUUAUAUCCCUUCAAGGAGGCAAAUUUGUUAUUAAAAAAUUUGGCCAUUAUAUCAUCGCUGUUGGAACAGAUCGAAAUAUUCAAGAUUGGAUUUUAGAAAGACGUGCAAACUAUUUGGAAUCAGUUUUAAAGUUUUUCCAUUGUGAUUUAGAGACUAUUUCUCAAUCGUUAAAUAAUGAUCGUAAUAAAUUUACCGAGAAGCUUUACCAAAUGCUUGAAACCUACUUACCAAUUCUUCAGUAUAGUGCAAGUUUAUUUUGCAAUAUGCCAAUGAUAAAGCUACCAAGUACGGCGAGUAACGUCUUCCUAGAAUCCAUGCAAAUUCUUCAAUAUUGCCAAGAAAUGCCAGGUAUCCUUGGUGGUACAAUGUUCUACAGUAACAAAGUGAUAGCGACUCAGUUGAGUCCUGAAUUAACAAAGCAAUUAGUGAUAACUGACCCAUAUAGAAUAAAAGCACCAGCAGAUAGAAUCUCAACUGAUUUUCACCUGCCUGUAGGUGUUCAACUGUUACGUGUUUAUAUUCAACGUAAACAUUCUUUUGAGUUACCUGAAGAACCCAAUGUUAAAGUGAAUAACAUGAGUCACUUGGAUUUGCUUGGAAAAAAAUAUAAAAAGUCUUCCCUUCCUGUUUCUGGAUUAACCAGAGACACGUCUAGAAUCUUUACUGUCCCUGAAGAAGGAGAACCUGAGCAUUCAACGAAUAUUGAAUUUUCUCAGCCUCUUAAAUGCCCUAUAUUACCGACAUCAUCAACAGCUUCUUCAGUGAAUUUUGAAAAAAAACAAGAAUUUAAACCAAAGUAUUCAAAUCCACUGACUCCAAGUGUUUGCUCUACACCGUUAAAAGAUGUUAAUAGAAUUCUUCUUGGCAAUGCUCUGUCAAUUUGUAGUGGAAAUGAUGAAAUUGAAAAACCAGAAAAACAAACGAAAAUCCAAAACGAUGCUAUAGACGAUAUUCCUGAUGUAGUGAAAGAGGCUCUGAGAUGCAAACGUUUGAAUAAAUUAAGAAGUGUUGCUAAAGAAAAAUUAGAAAAAAAUCGUCGGAAAACAUGGAAACAACGAAGUUCUAGUCUGAGUGAUUUAGAUGAGAUCCAGGACGCAUCAGGAAGAUUUUCUGUUGGUUUGACUUAUAGUUUUAAUUCAUCAAAACCUGCUUUUGAGUCACCAGACACGGAUAAUACAAAAAAGCUUAUUAAAAAACGAGCUUUUAACACUAUAACAGAUCCAUGUUAUCCAGUAUUUAAAGCUGAUGGUUCGUUAAUAUCUCAGACACUUUACGAUUAUUAUAUUUGGCAUUUUCAUGAACUAGUGCAAGAUCAAAAUGUAAAUUCGCCUAGAUUGCCAAAGUAUAUAAAUAUGGAUGAUUGUUCCUCAAAACAAAUUCAAAAAAAUGAUAAUAGUAGCCAUAUCGAAGGAUUCAAUAGUGUGAUAAAUACAGAACUUCCAGAGUCGCAUUCCAAUCCUCUGGAUGUUAGAAUAAAUCCAAAAACUCGUCAAGAAACUUAUAGAAGAUCAAUGAGCUUACCUUUAAAAAGCUUGAAUGCACCAGCAGGUGACGAUGAUCGUAGGAAAUCAACUUCUGAAUGUGUAUCUUUUGAUCUACCACCAAGACGAAAACUUGACGGUCUCCCGCUGACGCCUUUGAUGUCCAAAUUGAGUCUACUUGCUACAGAUGAACGAACUAGUGGAUUUUGUAGUAAAGAAACAACUCCUAGCGAGUUCUAUGAUUUAUCUACUAUUUCUAGUAAAAUAACCAGGACCAAUAAAAUAGAAAAUACUGGGAGAACUUCUGGGAUGGGGGAUGAUGAUGAAGAUGAAUUCUGGUUAAGUGAUAAAGAAUCUACGAAUAAAGAUGUGGCUUUAGAGAAAGCUGAACUAUUUAUAUGUGGACAGAAUAGCAUGGUUUUAAUGCUUUUGAUGGAAGAUGGUACUGCUAAUAAUCCUGAAUUGAUACAUAAUCUUUGGAAGACUUGCAUGAACGUUCUUGGACGUCUAGAAUCACGUCUUCAGCAUUGUUUAGAUCCAUUACCCUCUAGUGAGCAUAAAGAAUUAUACAGCGUUCUCAAUAUUGAUCCACAGUGGGAUACUCUUCAUCGUUCAGGUCUUUGGGGUGUCACCGAUUUGGAAAUUGUAUCAACACUUCACAACCGCUUUACUAAAUGUAGCAACUUAACAGACAUUAUAGUGAGAACUGAAGAUACAGUUAUUUAUGGAAGUCAAUGUGGUAGAACUGAAGUUUUUUAUCAACAAGCCAUGGCUCCAAACGCUUCUGGCGGAUUACCAACUCCUGCAGAUCUCAUGGGCGUUGUUCCUCUCAAAGCAAAACGAAGACUCGAAAGAGAUCAUGGAAUAAUUAUUUUAUAAAAAGCCAAGGUUUAUUUAUGAUAAUUAAAUUGCUAUAGGAGUUUAUGUAUAAUUUUAUGGCAGCAGAUUUCAAUUGAAUAUUUCAAUGGAAUUUAUCAAACUUUUUUUAGCUUUAAAAAUAAUCAAAUCCGUCGAAAUUAUCUUUUAAAAUUAAUAUAUUGUUUACAAUUAAUCAAUUAGUUUCAAAGUGAAGUAUUAUGCGAAGAAACAUAAUUGGGAUUUUUGUGAUAAUUUGAUGCAAAUUAUUUGCUUAUUAUCUUCAAUACGAUGCCAACGAUUUAAAAAUACUUGCCUCGCCGUUUGCACUUUACUAUCAGGUCAAUUCCUGAACUAUUUUCUAUGGGUAUUUUUGUAAUAAGAAAUAUCAUGAUGCAAAAUUUUUUACUACGCUAUUUCUUAUGAAAUUAUUUAUCUAUCAAUGUGAGAAAGUAAGUGAGAAACGUGUGAUAUAUUAUCCUUAUAUUAUAGCUGUCAAUUUACUGUGACAUAGUAAAUAAUUUUUAUUCAUUAAUAUUUAAUAAAUACUGUAAAGUAUUUCUUUAUUAGAUGAUAGUUAUAUUGGCAAAAAUUGUUCCUGAUAUAAUUGUAAAUUCUUUCGGUUAUAAUUUAAAUAUUUUACUAAUCCGUCGCUAUUAAAAAGCUUUACUGUCCAUUUCGAAGCCAUUCCAUUUGCUUACUCGAUAAUGAUAAUAAUAAUUAUCAGCAAAAUAAUACUAGUAAUAAUUAUCGAUUUUUAGAAAAAUUUAUAUAUAUUAUAUGUGCAUAGAAAAUUAUGUGAAAUUAUUAUUUAUAGAAUAUAUUAUGAAAAAAUUGUUAUAUUGUUAGCAAACGUAUACUUUACGUACUAACGUAGAUAGAUUUUUUUAAAGAAGAUACUUCAACCGUUAAACGACAAAAUUCCAGUGUGAUUUAAAAGAAUUUGAAUUAUUUGACGAUUAUUGUCAGACUGAUCCAGUAUUGUCCACAUAGUGGAGCUUGACAAACUGAUAAUGUUAGUGCAAAAAAAUAUAAAUAAUAAAUAAAAAUUACUCAAUUUUAAUGUAAGAAUUAUUCUUUUGUGUAAUUAUUAUCAUAAAAUGAAAAUGUUUAGAUAUA